Molecule: messenger RNA, 672 nt
Organism: Penicillium oxalicum
Lineage: Eukaryota; Fungi; Ascomycota; Eurotiomycetes; Eurotiales; Aspergillaceae
Exons: 2
Coding region: 1-672 (223 amino acids)
Source: RefSeq, a predicted model, not a curated record
AUGCUCUGGUGCAUUGCCGUGGCUGUCUUCUUUCCGAGUUUGGUCGCUGGCUGGAUGUCCUUGAAUCAUCCUCGUGUCCAAUCUUCGUUUGACAAGGUCCUAUCCGAGCCAUCUGGUUUACCCCUGCAAAUGGAUGCGAUGUUAGACUGUGUUUCUUGUGAACCGGAGAGACGGUUUCGGUUCGGCUACGGGCACGGGCCGGGCGUGAGUGUUUACGGAUGGCCCUCGCAAGGUGGCAUCUACACUUUGCAUGGCUGCAUGGGCGUGGAACUCGACUUUCUCGGAUACGACCGCUUCGACUUGCCCCUGGAUCUCGUUGAGCCGCAGCCGGCGGAAGAUGAACAUUGCCAUCGCAUGCGUCGAUUGGGUGCGACCUGGUGGACAAGCUACCAUGAAAUGGUCGAGUACGAUAUUAGAGGCCCCCAAAACACCGAUGACUUUCUGCAAGUGGGUUGGCCCGAGUCGGGAGGAGUAUGGGUCCUGCAAGGCACCAUCGAAGAGGCCCGCCGUAAGGGCGCCGGUCUUGUGAGUAACGCCUACACGAUGCAGGAACGGUGCAUGAUGAUUGAACGAUUAGGAGGGACUUUUUAUGCCAACCCUGAGGAUUGUCCGUAUUUGGAUCUUCCGGCCACGGGGGCUUUGUUAGACACUUUAGCUAAAGCGGAAGAGUAA